CUUCCUAGUUUUAACCCAAAAAGGAAAACCCCACUCGUUCCUAAGCCCCAGCUUCCCUCUCCCAUGGAGACUCACACAGACUUCUUCUGGAUUUUCGCUCUCCCCGCCAAGUACCACGACCUCUCCCUCCCCAGCCUCCUCCUCCUCCUCCUCCCCUUCGUCGCCACCUGGCUCCUCCGCGCCCUCUCCCGCUGGUCUCACCCCGGCGGGCCCGCCUGGGGCCGACACCACCACCACCACCGCCACCACCCCGUCCCCAUCCCCGGCCCCCGCGGCCUCCCCGUGCUCGGCAGCAUGCACCUCAUGCACGGCCUCGCCCACCGCAGGCUCGCCGCCGCCGCCGCCCGCCACCAGGCCGGGCGGCUGAUGGCCUUCAGCCUCGGGGAGACGCGGGCCGUCGUGGCCUCCGACCCCGACGUCGCCCGGGACAUCCUCAACAGCCCCGCCUUCGCGGACCGCCCCAUGAAGGCGUCCGCCUACGGGCUCAUGUUCGACCGGGCCAUGGGGUUCGCCCCCUACGGCCGGUACUGGCGGGUGCUCCGCCGGCUCGCGGCCGGUCACCUCUUCUCCCCGAGGGAGGUGGGCGCAGGGGUGGCGCGGCGGCAAGUGAUUGCAGAGCAGAUGGUAUCGGCCGUCGGCAGCCGCAACAGAGUAAGCUUCCAGGUACGGGAGAUCGUGGGCCGCGCAUCGCUGAACAACAUGAUGGGCUCGGUGUUCGGGCGGGAGUACGAGCUUCUGCACGAGAAUGAAGAGACGCGGGAGCUGCGAGCUCUGGUGGAGGAAGGUUACGACCUGCUCGGGAUGCUGAACUGGUCCGACCACCUGCCGUGGCUCGCGGGCCUGGACCUGCAGCGGGUGCGGUUCCGGUGCUCCGAGCUGGUGCCCCGGGUGAACAGGUUCGUCGGCCGGAUCAUCCAGGAGCACAAGGGUCGGACCGGUCGGGGAAGCUUCGAUUUCGUCGACGUUCUGCUCUCUCUUCAGGGGGAGGAUAAGUUGUCGGACCACGACAUGAUCGCUGUUCUUUGGGAAAUGAUAUUCAGAGGAACGGACACGGUGGCGGUUCUCAUUGAGUGGAUCCUAGCGAGGAUGGUGCUCCAUCCUCACAUCCAGUCGAGGGUCCACGAGGAGCUCGACCGCGUCGUCGGUAGAUCGCGACCGUUGAUGGAAUCGGACCUCCCGUCGACGCCAUACCUCUCCGCCGUCGUGAAGGAGACCCUUCGAAUGCACCCGCCGGGCCCGCUCUUGUCAUGGGCCCGGCUGGCGAUUGAGGACACGACCGUGGGCGGUUACUAUGUGCCUGCGGGCACGACGGCAAUGAUCAACAUGUGGGCCAUCACGAGGGAUCCGAAGGUGUGGGAGGACCCGCUUGAGUUCACGCCGGAGAGGUUCGUGGGCCGGGACGACGCCACGGCAGAGUUCUCGGUCUUCGGGUCGGACGGGCGGCUUGCCCCGUUCGGGUCAGGCAGGAGGGUGUGCCCCGGGAAGGCCUUAGGCUUGACCACGGUGACUUAUUGGCUGGGACGUCUGCUCCAGGAGUUCGAGUGGGCCCAGGUGAAUCACAGCCCCGUGAAUCUAUCUGAAGUCCUGAGGCUCUCCUGUGAAAUGGUCAACCCGUUGACCGUCAAAGUGAGCCCUAGGCGAUCGUAAACAAUAAUGUCUGUUUUAUACAGUUAAUGAUACAACGACUACUUGGCGCGCAUCUGUAUAUACGCAUAUCAUAUGUAUUUCCAAUAUCAUAAGUUGGCUAAGGUUGUAAUGUGUUAUAUAAUCGCUGAAUUUCUCGCGUAUUUAGAA
Messenger RNA from Eucalyptus grandis, 1794 nucleotides. RefSeq names its product cytochrome P450 78A9. The transcript is spliced from 2 exons. Gene Ontology annotation, molecular function: oxidoreductase activity, acting on paired donors, with incorporation or reduction of molecular oxygen; iron ion binding; heme binding. The record is from RefSeq and is a predicted model, not a curated record. NCBI's taxonomy places the organism in Eukaryota, Viridiplantae, Streptophyta, Magnoliopsida, Myrtales, Myrtaceae. The coding region runs from base 64 to 1647 and encodes 527 amino acids.